This is a messenger RNA of Drosophila obscura, 687 nucleotides long. Its product is annotated as protein new-glue 3. Bases 14 to 544 code for a protein of 176 amino acids. The record is from RefSeq and is a predicted model, not a curated record. NCBI's taxonomy places the organism in Eukaryota, Metazoa, Arthropoda, Insecta, Diptera, Drosophilidae. The transcript has a single exon.
AUGGGCGCUGAGAAUGUCAGAGAAGAGUUUAAGCUCCUCCACUGAAUUUGUUCGAGUCUCCUCAGCCAAUAUGAAACUUCACUGGCUGCUACUGGCAGUUUGCCUGGCCUGUCUGCUGACCCUCAGCUGCGGCUCGGGUACUGCCACCUCUACCAGCGCUGGAGGGUCGACCAGCACCACCGAGUCCGCCUCCGGCGCCAGCUCCACUACAGUCGCCACCGGCGGCAGCACCAGCACCACCACCGCCUCCGUCUCGGCCGACGACACCACCGACGCCGCCAACGCCGCCGCCGGCGACGACACCACGGUGGCCAGCAGCAGCGAUGAAACUACCGAAGUCGCCAGCAGCAGCGGCACCACUGGCACUGGCAGUAGCAGCAGCAGUGGCAGCAGCAGCAGCAGCUCCUCCAGCAAGAAGAAGGCCGCUGCCAAGCGCAGGGCCCGUCGUCGAAAGGCUGCCGCAAAGAGGAGGGCUGCCGCAAGGAAGAGGGCUGCCAGAAGGCGUGCCGCUGCCAAAAGGAGGCGCAGGAGCCAGUCAGGAUAGGGCAAAUGAUUGACCGAUGCCAACUCUGCACGCAGGAAACUCCAAUUUGGCUGUAUCCCUUUUUGUGUAUGUCAUAGAGUAUGUAUCCUGGGCAAUACAAUAGUUUAAAAAAUGCAUUCAAAAAAAACAUAUAAAAUCUUUUU